AUGGAUGAAUCUGAUAGUAAAUAUACAGAGGUUAUAAUGCCCCUCGAUUUUAAUGAAACGCUAUUCAACGGCACCAAAGAAACUCUCUGUGUAGUAAAUGAGACAGUUUUGAAUACGUCAUUGUGCAAUCAUUCUAACGUCACAAAUUCAGCGAGUAUCGCCCCUCCCGCUUCCCCGUAUCUAGCAUGGCAGCAAGUAAUUAUAGGCGUCGUGCUGGCAAUUAUGCUCGCCGGAACAAUUCUUGGAAAUAUAUUGGUCUGUUGUGCUGUGGGGAUUGUAAGAAAAUUACGAACUCCGUCAAAUAUGCUUAUCGUAUCGUUAGCAGUCUCUGAUUUAUUGGUGGGGCUUUGUGUGAUGCCUUUUACCACAUAUUACCAGCUCCGUGGCCACUGGUUAUUGGGCUCUAUACUCUGUGAUAUAUAUACCUCCCUUGAUGUACUCCUCUGCACGGCUUCCAUUUUGAAUCUCUGCGCUAUCAGUGUGGAUAGGUACUUCGUUAUUACAAGGCCAUUCCAGUAUGCCGCAAAACGCACUCCGAGACGCAUGGCCGUUAUGGUCGUCAUCGUCUGGCUCAUCGCGGCCGUCAUAUCGAUACCACCCAUGUUCGGUUGGAAAUCCCUUUAUGUUCAAGGAUUUUGUAUCAUUAGUCAGAAUAUUGGAUACCAGUUUUAUGCAACUUUCGGUGCUUUCUACUUACCAUUAUUUGUAAUGAUAGUCGUUUAUUAUAGAAUUUACAGGGUGUCUUCAAGGUUAGCUAAAACUGAACAAAGACAGCAAGGCGGGAGCAGUCUCACAAAUGACACUUCGCCAAAGCUAAGGUCACAUUCUACUUCGAGUAUUAAAGACAUAUUUAGGUUAAAGUCUCCUUGGAAAUCAACAAAAAGAGACUCAGUUGAUACGAGCAAAGAGGAGAAUCAUAAUUACCCUAAUGGUGACUUAAAAAUUGAUGAUUCUAGCGGUGUGUUGAUUCCUCCAUCGCGAAAUCCUCCCCAGCGCUCUCAUAGCCAUUCUCCGCGCCUUUCAUCUGCGAGAAAAUCUAUUUUUCAACGUUUAUCUCGAAAGGACAAUCACCACCAUCACAAUGCAACAGAACGCAAAGCCACAAAAACAUUAGGUGUUAUAAUGGGUGGUUUUACAGCUUGCUGGUUGCCAUUCUUCAUAUUAGCAGUCAUUCGACCAUUUUGUGUUGACCCAGAGACUCAAUUAGACUGCAUCCCAGUUUGGCUAACCAGUGUAUUCCAAUGGCUCGGAUACGCCAACUCCCUCCUCAACCCCAUCAUCUACGCCCGCUUCAACAGAGACUUCAGGGCACCGUUUAGGGAGAUCCUUUGCUGCCGAUGUAGUGGUAUUAACAUGAGACUACGAUCAAAAAGUUAUAUUGACGAAUAUGGUAGUUCUCGACCUAUAGUUUUAAGAGACAAUUUAAGAAGCACUAGGAUCACGUGUACAAUGCCUUCGGAUACUGUUGUCAGGUUUAGUAGCAAAAACGGAGACACGGAAACAGCGUUGAAAAUGAUUGGAGACAGUUGUAACGGGGACAAGCACGACUUAUGAUGAAGGAUGUAGUUCUUCCAACAUAUUAUUAAAAGUUCUUCCAAAGUCACCGUACCAAAAACCAAAUUGGACUUCACAAGUUCAAGAUAUUUAGAGUUAAAAACUAUCUGUGGUAGUAAACCAAUGAUCUGAUUUAAAGGUUGAUUAAGGUGGAAAAUUGCUUGAUUGGGAAGUCAUUAGGCUGUAGAUAUGUAGAUCCAUCUUUGGUUUAGGACUAGGGGGCUUAGUUCUACUUCGAUGCAGGUUUCCUGAAGGGUUGUAUCAACCGGAAAUCUGCAUAUAUUUAAUAUCAGAGUUAUUUACUUACCAAAAACAAGCAACUUUCUGUCUUGGAUACAACCUUUAGAAUAGGCUCGAGGUGAAUCUCAUAGUUUCAUGUCUUAAGUAAAGAUGGCAGUUAAAUUAAAACGUGCAUUUUCGCAUUUAUGGAAUAGUCAAAUCAUCAUCUACGUGUAUUGGUGAUAUGUGCUCAAAGUACAUUUAUGUAAAUAAUAUCGAAUAAUGCAGUUCAAUAUGUAAUCCAACGUUUACUUGUCAACACUAAAUCAAAG
Molecule: messenger RNA, 2105 nt
Organism: Owenia fusiformis
Lineage: Eukaryota; Metazoa; Annelida; Polychaeta; Sabellida; Oweniidae
Source: the annotation of a GenBank genome assembly